Messenger RNA from Microthlaspi erraticum, 696 nucleotides. The record is from the annotation of a GenBank genome assembly. Lineage: Eukaryota; Viridiplantae; Streptophyta; Magnoliopsida; Brassicales; Brassicaceae.
AUGAGAACGAAACUCGUGAACGAAAUUCUGUUAUUUAUAUCCCGUGACAACUACAAGAUCUUGAGGAUCAAUUAUAAGAAGGCCAAAUCACCAGAGAUUGAGAUAUAUGAGUUUAAGUCUAAACUCUGGAGAAGUGUAAAUGCUACUCUCGAAUGCUAUCCACCGUAUGGAGCUGUGUCUUUGAAUGGAGACAUGUAUUGGAUUUCUCAAAAGAAGAAGAUGGUUGACAAGAAAAACGAAAUGUUCAUCCAAAGUUUUGAUUUUUCCACAGAAACAUUCAAGCCCAUAUGUUGUGUUCCAAAUGGAAUUUAUGUGAGUUCUGGUAAAAUAGUCUUCUUGUCAGGUUUCGGAAAAGACAGGCUUGCUUUAUUAACAGAACAUGAACAUGUGAAGAUUGAUGUGUGGGUUACAAGCAAGUUAACUGAUGAUGGGAUUGUCUCGUGGAGCAAGUACUUUGAUGUAUCUCUCCGGCAUGAUCCCUCAAAAGUAAGCUCCAUAUUCUUAACAGCUUUCAUCCUCAAUAAGAUCAUGUUAUUGUACGAAGAAAAAGAUGACAGGAAUAUCUACACCAAUGUCUACGAAAUGGGUGAUGAGGGUGAGAUCAAAAAACAAGUUGAGAUGACAAGACGAUUUAGAUCGGGUGAUUAUAGCUUUUGCAGUGUCUAUGUUCCAAGUCUAGUUCCUGUUCCAGAAUAA